Messenger RNA from Protopterus annectens (West African lungfish), 2442 nucleotides. Its product is annotated as extracellular calcium-sensing receptor-like. Gene Ontology annotation, molecular function: G protein-coupled receptor activity. Gene Ontology annotation, cellular component: membrane. The record is from RefSeq and is a predicted model, not a curated record. Bases 40 to 2442 code for a protein of 800 amino acids. Gene Ontology annotation, biological process: G protein-coupled receptor signaling pathway. The transcript has 6 exons. Lineage: Eukaryota; Metazoa; Chordata; Ceratodontiformes; Protopteridae.
AUUCGCUAUUACCGUUAUGUACUUGCUGUGGUUUUUGCCAUGAACGAAGUCAAUCAGAGCCCAACACUGCUUCCAAAUACCACACUCGGAUUUAAGAUUUAUGAUGCCUGCUACUCGGAAAUGAAAGCACUUCAUGGCACACUGACACUACUUUCCAGACAGAACACUGCCAUUCCCAACUACCACUGCAACUUUCAUUCACCAAUGCCAGGCAUUGUGGGAGACUCCCCAUCAAAAUCUUCAAUGCCCAUGGCAAGAAUACUGGGGUUAUACAUGUUCCCACAGAUUAGCUAUGGAGCAGCUGUUUCUCCUCUGAGUAAUAAAAGACAGUUUCCUUCUUUUUUCCGGACUGUUCCAAAUGAUAGUUUCCAACCUUAUGGCUUGGCUCAGAUGAUGAUGCGAUUUGGCUGGAACUGGGUGGGAAUUGUGGUCUCAGAUAACGACUAUGGCAUACUUGGUGGCUACAACCUGAAGGCAGAACUGAUGAAGGUUGGUGGCUGUGUUGAUUAUUUAGAAAUAAUACCCAAGUAUAACUUCAAAAACAAGAUACUCGAGAUCAUUAAUCUAAUGGAGAGGUCCUCGGUGCAUGUUGUUGUCCUGUAUUCUGCACUGCAAGAGCUGGUUCCCUUUAUGGAAGAAGUUUCAAUGAGCAACCUAAGUACUAAGACUUGGAUUGGAGUUACAGGCUGGUCACUCACUCCAGUCUUUAUGAAGAAAGAAAUUCUAAAAGUUUUAAAUGGUACUAUUACAUUUGCACUUUUUCAAGGCAGAAUCCCUGGUCUGAAGGAGUUUAUUUACAGCACACAUCCCGCCACAUCACCAGAUGAUAUUUUUGUCAAGCUCUUUUGGGAGACUGCAUUUGAGUGCAAGUGGCCUUCAUCGAUAGACAAUAACGUUACGGCAAAUGUGAACAAAAAUUAUAGCAAGAUUUGUUCAGGGCAGGAAGUAAUAUCACAAAUCGAUGUCAGCAUACUCGAUGUGUACAACUUCCGCUAUACCUACUGCAUUUAUAAAGCAGUGUACGCAUUUGCACAUGCACUGCAUGGCCUUCUUUCAUGUCAUCCUUCGGUACAAGCACCUUUCAUCAACCAAACAUGUGCAAAUAUCACCAACAUCCAUCCUUGGCAGCUCACUCAUUACUUAAGGAGUGUGUAUUUUAAGAAUACUGCUGGAGAUGAUGUCUUCUUUGAUGUCAACGGAGAUCCUCCUGCUGUUUAUGACAUUCUGAGUUUACAGAUUUUAUCUGAUUUUACCAGCAAUUAUGUCAAAGUUGGAGGUUUUGACUCUCGGGCUCCUAAAGGCUGGGAAAUAUUUAUCAAUGACAGUGCCAUAGUGUGGAAAAGUGGCCACAAGAAGGUGCCCCGUUCACUUUGCACUGAACCUUGCCAGACUGGAUUUAGGAAAGUCACUCGGAAGGGACAACCAGUUUGCUGUUUUGACUGCAUUCCAUGCUCCAAAGGAGAAAUCAGUAAUCAAACAGACUCAAGUGAUUGCAUGAAGUGUCCUCUAGAUUCAUGGCCAGAUGGUAGAAGACAGAAGUGCGUCCCACGUGAUAGCGAGUUCCUGGCGUAUGAAGAUCCUGUUGGUGCAGUUCUAACUGCGGUCAGCCUUUGUCUGUCACUGCUAACAGUCUCAAUCUUCUCUAUUUUCAUUAAAUUCCGUGACACUCCCAUUGUUAAAGCCAAUAACAGGGGACUGAGUUAUGUUUUGCUUUUAGCACUCACUCUGUGUUUUCUGUCUUCCCUGAUAUUCAUUGGCAUGCCAGAAGUUGUGAAAUGCAUGCUCCGCCAGGUGGUAUUUGGAACUGUCUUCACACUCUCUAUCUCCUCCAUCCUGGCCAAGACAGUUACUGUGGUUGUCGCAUUUAAUGCUACACGGCCAAACAGCAAACUGCAAAGGUGGGUGGGAACAAGGAUCCCUAACUCUGUUGUCUUUCUCUGCACUGCCAUUCAGGUCAUUCUGUGUACCACCUGGCUGGCCACAUUUCCACCUUCACGAGAAAUGAAUACAGAAUCUGAAGAUGGAAGGAUGAUUUUUCAGUGCAAUGAAGGUUCCAUAGUCAUGUUCUACUGCAUGUUGGGGUACAUGGGACUGCUAGCAACUAUCAGCUUUGUUAUUGCAUUUUUAGCUAGAAAGCUGCCAGACAGUUUUAAUGAAGCAAAGUACAUUACAUUCAGCAUGAUUGUGUUUGUUAGUGUGUGGCUGUCAUUUAUUCCUGCUUACAUGAGCACCCGUGGAAGGUAUAUGGUUGCUGUGGAGGUAUUUGCCAUCCUGUCCUCCAGUGCUGGGCUGCUUGCCUGUAUAUUCCUUCCAAAGUGUUACAUUAUUCUGCUGAAACCAGAAAGAAACACCAGGGAAUGGCUGACAGGCAAACAAUGGACAAGGGCAAAAUGGUUCUCACUGUUAACACAAUAUCUCACUCAGGCAUUGUUGACAAGCUGA